UCUGCUUGGUGGUGGUUCGAUUGAUCUUAUCAGACAUUUUAAUGUACUGAUAUCUGUGUUUUCAGAUGUUGAUUUAAUCUUUGCUUUUCAACUCUGUUUCAUCGUAAUAAAUCUGAAACUAUACAUACCUACUAUUCAUAUACAUAAUUUUUACACUGCUUUCUAUUCUACGUUUAAUAGAUAUGAGUUGAAUUUUUCGCAAGUUACCGUUGGCAGUAAGGACAGCUUAGAGCGCUAAUGGUAAAACGUGGGUGCAAUAUGUAUUUAAGUUCUUUUCUUGUGAUAACUCAUCAACCAUCUACUGUAUAUUUUCCUGCCCUGGGCAUAUUAGACUGUCUGUCUGGAACCAAUUUUCUUGCAUAUUAUGUGUCAGUUUCUGUUUAGACAGCUUGCUGACAUCUCGCAUUUUAAAAGCACCUGCUAUCUGUAAACCUUUAUAACUUUAUGAUCAUUGAUGAUUUUUGAUAAUCAGGAGAUGGAAACAAAAUAUUUUGCUUUCUUAAUAUUAUAAUUGGAACUAACCUAAGAUGACCCACCGCUUCAUCGCACAAAGUACGCUCAAAACAUGAUUACAACACAUUUGCCUAGUACAUAUAAUGAAAAAUUCAGUAAUAUAGAUCCUUUUGCCAAUUGCAAAGCUAUUUUCAAGGGCAAAAUUGGGCAUUGAAUCUUUAAAUCCUUCAAAUUGUUAAUAAAAGCAAAGUUAUUCUCGCUCAUACUGUGUGGCUUGAUCACAUUGUGUUAUUAUUUUGUCCAUACAUAGACAUGUAAUUAUUUUUUUUGUCUAUACUUUAUUGCUGUUGUAAUUCUGCAGAAGUAAUGUGCUUAUUUCGAUCAACAUGUUUCUUUACUUAGAAUCUGAGCAAUCAAUCUCUCUUCAAUAAAACUUUGUUAUUUCUUUUUUAUGCAUAACAAACUAUUAACUAUAAGUUUGUCAAUUAUUAGUAUGUUACACUUACAAUUUUUAUAGAAAGGGAAACCUAUCAUUGGCUUUAAGAUAUAACUAAGAUCAUUGUAAAAAAAAUACUGUUGCGCUGUUGGUUAAUGAAAUAAAUAAAUAAAUAGACUGACCUCCAUGAAUCCUCGCUUGCAGUUUUGAAUUUUUAAAUCCAUGGACAAUUUGGAGAGUACUAUACGAGAUAUCUGUAGUGGGCUUACAUCAUCUAGAGCUCACGAGAGAAAGAAAAAUGCCGAAAACUUGAAGGAUUUAUUGUCACGUAAUGCUUUAGGAGCAUUUUUAUCAAAAAAUAGUCUCAAUGAAGAAGGUUUUACUUGGAACAAUCUAUUUGAGUAUGUGAAAGACUACAUAUUAAAGGAAGCAGAAAACUAUCAGACUUCCAAAACAUAUCAAAGCACCAUAGGACCAUUAUGUGCAAGUUUACUACAUUUGUGUGUUGCUGGAGCUAAUAAAGGCCAGACUAGUAUUAAAUGUGAGAAGAUUAUGACAGCAUGUUUAUACAUACUAAAAGACAUUCAGCUUACAAAAGCGAUUGGCGACGCUUAUUUAAAUCUGUUGUAUAAACAUAUUCUACCACAUAAUUACUACAGAACAUUAAUGACCCCUGUUUACUGGGAAGAAUUGCUUCAUGUCUGCAUAUCAAUGCUUCACUCAAAUCAUUCCAAUCUUGAUAAUUUUACUAAACUAAGGCUGUUAUGGAUGGUUAUCAAGAAUGGCACGUCAUCAUGUCAUCUUACUGUCCCAUUAAGGGAUUCAUUGGCGAAAUUAAAGAUACUUAGAACAUUCAGUGAAAAAAAAAUUCUUGAAGUGGUUAUUGACAUUACCAUUUUGCUGCUGGAAGUGCUUGCGCCUGAAUAUCGAUUAAGUAUGUGUGAAUUUACGGAAAACAUUUUAUUGUCGUUAUUACAUUACUACGAACAGAAUAUCGACCAAAAGAAAAAGAACUCAUUGUUUAAGUUCCUGGAAUUGACGGUAAAAAUUCACCAUCCAGAAGGUCGAUACCAAAAGGAGGAAAGCAGUUUAGCCUAUGAUUGGACAAUUUGGAAUAAAAAUUUGCAUAGUAUACUAGAAAUUAUGUGUAUUGAAGUGACAUUCUUGCAGAAACCACAUAAACAACUUGAUUUAUCUGAAGUUGGAUGUGGACAGUUUUAUUCUUUAUCUGCAUCCGUAUACUUUCAGACCUUUAAAUUAUUAGAAAUUGCCGAAACUUCGGAAACUGGCAGUACUCCGAAACGACCUAGGGUCAUUAUAAACAAAAUAAGAAGAUUUUCUGAUCUUGCCCAUGAGCUUACACAAAACCAGAUACCAUGGUUGGGUGUCAUAUUAUCAUAUUCCAAGAAAUACGGCAGCACAAUUGAAACUAAUACCUUUUUAUCGUUAUUGAACACUUUGAAUUUUUAUAUAAUAAAAAAUAUCAAUAUUAUUGAUUGGGACAGUUUUACAGAGACGAUUGUCUUGAUAGUAAAAGAGUUGUCGGGUCGAUCGGUACAUAUAGGGAAAAGGGAUGAUGCUUUUCUGUUACUGUGGAAUUCAUGUGUGAGACAAUCAAUUUCAGUCAAUGCAUUACAAAAACCAAUACAUAAAAUUCUACAGUUUCUAUUGACUAGUAUCGAUUUAAAAUAUCAAGAUGUACAACCAUUAUUAAAAGUAUACUUUGAUAAGGCUAUGCCAAUACAUAGCAAUAGUGUGGAAACAUUGAAUGUGGUUUUGCAAAAGAUUUUCAACAAAUGUAGUAGUUUUGAGGAUAGACUAAAUUUCUUCACUUGGUUUAAACAGGGACAAUUACAUUGUGUGGACGCAGUUCAAGCAAGAGAAUUAAUACUUAGAUUGAUUCUUAAAGAGAAUAUCAGCAAUGUGUCACAACUUCAGAAUGGAAGUCAAAGUGUUUUCUGUGACAAUCUACAUGAAAUAUUGUUCAAUUCAAUCGAAAAAAGUAUUCUGUUUAGUGAAUUUUCAAUUCAGGACGUGGAAUAUAAUAGGCCUGCCACACAUAAAGACAUCUAUUUAAAAGAAGCUUUUGAAUAUCAUUCAGAUAUCAAUAAUUUAAUGUAUGAAUAUUUAUGUGUCAAAACCAAAGAAUAUGUACAUAAUGGUACAGAAACAAAUAGCAGUUUGCCCGAACUCAUUCAGUUUUCGCGAGUUCUGCUGGCUUAUUUAGACGUUGCGCUGCAUUACAAAAUCGUGAGCGAAAACAAUAUCCAAACAACUGAGAUAUAUUGCAUUUUGAAAACAACACUACGGUUUAUUUAUACUAAUGUGACAGAUGCCUUAAAAAGUGAUGGUAAUAAUUUAGUGAAAAUCAAAUUACUGAAAUAUAUUCAAGACAUUUUAAUUUGCGAAUAUUAUCCUCUUCUCUGCGUCGAAGUACGUCGGUGCAUUGAUGAAACAUUCUUCCAUGCUAUUAACAACAUCGUUAAUAAAGAGGAUUCACCUGUCGAGGAUUUAGAAAAUUGCGAUGAUGAAUCUAGUUUGUCUGCGUUGAGAUAUAAUAGUGUAAUCUUACUCGCAGCAUAUUGUCGAAAGUUUGUUAAUUAUAGAACUGAAUUAUUGGAGUUGGUAUUAGAUUACAAAAUGUAUGACUUCUCUUCAUAUUGGGAUGUGCAGUGUGUUUUUAGAUGUAUUGAACUUUUAAGCGAUAAUGCUGUUGCAGAUCCUCCGCUAGAUGGAAUUUUUACUGUUAUGAUGUUCAUAUGUAAGGUUAUGUUUAGAGGGUCUAAUGAAACACAGAGACUGCUAAUAAUCUUGCUAUCACUUCUGGACAGAAUUUGGGUAAAUGAUAGUAUAAAACAAAACUGCAUCAUCAUGAUCAGGGGCUACUUAGUCAGAUGCGGUAAAUUGCAUUAUCCACCACGAGUAGCGGCCCUUGUGUACAAAUGCGCAGCGAAAAUGAUUGAGUUUAAUAGGAAACAUGGAACAGAUAUCAAUUUAGAUGAAGAUUAUUUUAUCAAAGCAGUGAUCGAUGGAACAAAACGAGAGACGCAUUGUUUACGGUUGUAUUGCGUCUAUACCCUGAAAUUAUUGUUAGCAGAUUCCAGCGAUGAAGAAAUAAAACAAAAGUUAUCUGGAUUUGUGGAUAUUUUCGUUGUAGACGUGCCAGAAAAUGAUGAACUUAUUGUAAAAGAUGAAUCAGCAAACAGAACAGCUACACUGCUGCAUAGUCAUGUGGCAUUGGCUCAAUCUAAGUCCACUUUGAUGCAUAAAAUUGUAACUUCUAUUCUAGAAAUACAAAAGGAGAAAUCAUUAGAUGAAAAUCUUGUAAAGAAAGUUUUGAAUAUUAUAACGAUUACGAUUUCCAAAAAUGAUAUUAGUUUUCAUUUAAAUAAUCAUAUAUUAUAUGUCCUCAAUUUUUGGUUUCUUAACAAAUUCAAUGUUGAAGAUUUGCCUAUUAGUUUGUUUGGAAUGGAAAAAAGACAAUUAUUUCUAAAGAAGCAUAUGAGAUGGCUGAUACCAGCAGAUAUCUUGUGGGCCAAAAACGCAAAUAUUUACAGUAGUGAUUUGUUGAAAGAAACUAAAACAGUAUUAAAUAAAACCGACAAAGCUAUAUUUGAGGAUUGUUUCUGCAAUUUUAUGUCCUUAUGUUUGCCAUACGUUGUAGCCGAAAAGUAUAAUCUAGAGUAUGUAGGGAUGACUGAACGAAAUAAUCAAAAGUUAAGAAGUAGUGCAAAUAAAAUGUUUCAAUUAAUGAGAGAAGUGCUAGAGAAUGAAAAAUGGAGUAACUUGUUUGAGGAGAAUAUUGCAGAGUUGCUGUUUUUGUCAGCGAAACACCUGAGUGACGCUAUAGAUGCGGAGAACAUGUUCCAAGUUGGAUUGCCGCAGCGAACCGAAACCUACUAUUAUCCCAAGAAUGUAUUUUUAGCAAUACUAGAGUAUUUUGGAGAGUUGACAGAUGAGAAUAUUAUGCAGUAUCUCUGUGAAAACCAAUCAGUUGCAAUAUUUAAAGCACUCUUCAAGUUGUGGGAUAAUAUUCUCAAAGAGCACGUUUACGAAUUUAAAGUGUUGGCUUUGAAUGCCUUUAUUACAUUUGUUCAAAACAUUCCAUUGGGAUUCACGACUGAUGCAUUUAUAUGCAAUUUUGUAUGCAAUAGCGUUACACAAGCAAUUAAAGAUUCUGUUGAAAAAAGAGAGGUGGAAACAUUAGCUAAAGCACUGCAUUUAAUUUUGAAACUAUAUUUACCAGAAAAAAUUAAUCAUCUUCGCAUUGCUGCGUCGCAUCUAUUGUCGAUUUUAGUCAUAAAAAAGGAAGAUGGUUUUGAUGAAGAAUGCGCUCCUUUAUUAAGUUCUCUCGUGGAAGAUCUAAAAGAUUGUUUGAAUGAUAGUGAAGAUGUUGUAGACUUCAUAAAUGCGCUGUCUCAAGGCAAUGUUGAUGAUGUUUGCACAGCGUAUCCACAAUUUUGCAUUAAACUGAAACAAUACAAAACGAGUUUGAAAUGUCCAAGCCAUGAAUCUCUUGUAAACAUGCGCAAAUUUUUGACUAACAAUAAAAACUUUAUUAACAAUCUAUGUGAUGAAAUAGACAGAAAAGGAUUUUCCGAGAGCUGUGAAUCAAGUUUAGUACAUCAAAUAAUUUACUCUCUCAGUAACAUUUUGAAUAGAACUACAGAUAAAAAGACUAUAACAGAAGCUUGUAAUUGUAUAUCUGCAAUUGGUACAUACAACUUGAAAACUUUGGUCACUGUAUCGCCACCCGACCCAUCUCAAAUAAAAAUAAUGCCACCGAACUCUUAUUUCACUACAAUUUUGAUGAAAUCACUUUCUAGUGUAUUAUUCGAAGAAGGUCCGAAUCUCACAAAAAAAGUAGCGAAGGCCCUUAAUAAAUUGUUGAAAUUCCGUGACGGUAUAGAUGCAUUGAAUCGUGAAGAUGUUGAUGAGGUCAAACAAAUACUGAAACCGUUUGAAACGGCAGAAGCAAAUACUGUAUCUAAUUUUGAAGUCAAUGAUUCUAAAUUAAAUUGCUUCUUUCAUUCCUCAAAUUUUUGGUUGCCUGUCUCUAAUGAGAAACAUUGCGUUUGGCUCACUCGAGUCACCUCUGCUUUCUUAAAUAUAUUGACAUCAUCAGAUAAUUAUUUGAAUGAACUGCAAGAAGUAUGCACAUUGAAGCCCAGUCUUGCCCAAAAAAUGUUGCCGUCAUUGAUCGGUCUGAUGCUUAGUUGCGGUAGUGAAAAAUGCGAACGAAUGAUGACUACUCAUAUCAAUAAUUUCUUCAAGUAUAUCUGGGAUAUUAGCUUCGAGUACAAAAUUGAAAACAGCGGCAGUGACAGCAAUCACAAGAGACUUGCAAAUAUUCUUACUCACGAUCACAAAAUGAUUAUUCAGUACGUGUUGAGUGUGGUCCACUUUGUGCGCCUACAAAGUAGCCAUUAUCAUUCAAGACGGGCGCGGGCGGCUGCUCAGACAUUGAAUUACUUGCGAUUGGAGUAUGACAAGGUCGCGUGGGCGGCGACUGUGGCCGACCAGAAUUUGGCGGCGAUCUAUUACGGUGAACUGUGGGCCAUGGCGCAGAACGACAGGGUACCUCCACCAUCACCCGAAGCUACUACCGUUUUGGAAGGCGGCAAAAAUAUUCAAAGAAUAUUUAGAAAGUGUUUCGUGUCAAUCGGCGAAAUGGACGCGGUAGAUGGCUGCGGCACCGCUCACUUGACUAUUGAAGAUGAGAGGCGGCGGCAUCUCCUCCACACGGGGAAGUACAUAGACGCGUUAUUACUACACGACAUUGCGCUGUCGUGCGGCGACGCGACCGCGGUUGAGUUGCAGUGCGGCACGCUUCGGUCACUGCAGAAGUCGGGACUAUUCCAUUUGGCUGUGCAGCAUACCAAGUCUUUGCCGGAGAACGACGAAAUAAAUGAUAUCAAAUUUGAAUGUAUGGCGACCCUGGGUGACUGGAGUGAAGUGAUAGACACCCGCGACUUGGAGGAACAAUUGAACAUUUGCAACCCGCAGUCCAUAAUAAAAACGUUCCGUUACGCAUGUCUCAAGGACUGCCUCACGGUAGAAGCCAAGCCUAGCAUCAAAAAAGUUGAGCUGUCGUUGAAUAGAGCUAAAUUAGCAAUAUCGCGCCUUUGUCAGGAUCUCAACAUGGAAAACUGCCAAAACGUAUACAAAGUCGUGGCAAAGCUACAUUUAUUUAGUGAUAUUGAAGAUUAUGUUGCCGUAAGAGCAAGUGAGCGGCCAUUGCAUGCGUUACUUACUAAUUGGCAGCUUGAAAAUUUGCCUGCGUUCCAGGAUUUCAAACAUUUGGAAGAUUUGAUAUCGCAGCGCAAUUUAAUACUAGAGCAUGCAGCAAAGGCCCAGGCAAAUGAGAUUGAAUCUAUAGUGAGACUUCAACUGCAAUAUGCUGAAUUCGGGCUGAAGAAUGAGAGAGUGCAACUGGCGCAACGUUUCUUGGCGACAGUAAAAAAGUUGCGUCCGUCGGAGGAGGCGGCGCUGGUGGAAAGCCAGAUAUCUUGGGCGCGCGGGCACACGGACAUUGCCCUGUCGUUACUACGCGAUGUUGUGUCUAACCAUACUUCCAAUGACAGUUUUAAAGCCAAAUCACUGAGGCAAUAUGGAUUGUGGAUGGCGGAAUCUAAAUGUGAUAGUCCUAAAGAUAUAGUGAAUAAGUACUUGAAGAAGAGUCUUGACAUUUUGAAUAAUACUCAUGAUGAAAAAACGAGGCUAAAAUUAUACAACGAUAUUGCGAAAUUCUCUGACGCAGAAUAUAAAAAGGUGGUUGCAUAUAUCAACUCGCCAAUAUUCCAAAACAAAGUGGACUGUCUAAAGAAAAUGCAGGAUACAUGUGCGUCGUCGCAGCAGACCCAACAACCAAUGACAAUCGACGACAAGGUAGCAUUGAACACCAACAAUAAAUUUAUGCAUUUGGAAGAGGCAGAGAUAGCUUUUACCAAAGCUGAAAAAGAGAACUUCCUACAUUCUGCUUUGAGAUAUUACUUACUUUCCUUGGCGCAAUGUGAUGAAAAUAACCUGUCAAUAUUUCGUGUGAUAUCGCUAUGGUUGGAUAAUCCGGGCCUGGAGGUGAUAGACGGCUGGCGUCCUCUGCAACAUCUUUUGGAUUCCAUCCCUUCCCACAAGUUCGUCACAGUGUUGCCACAGCUGGCGCCCAGGCUCACUACAGACAAUAGUGUGUUCGCCAAUAAUCUCAAGAGAAUCAUAGAAAGGUGUGCUAGAGAUCACCCCCACCAUACCUUGCCUAUCCUGUUCAGCCUGAAGAAUUCCGACAAAGACAUGUAUAUUCUGAACGCCAGUGCGAGUCCGACGGUCGCGCAAAGAAAACGUUCGCAGGAGCCGCGCGUGGUGACCGCAGAAGCGCUGGUCAGGGAUUUGGCGAAGGACCAGGAACUCUCUCUUAUUAUAAGUCAAAUGGAAAAGUUGUGUGAUGCAACAAUUAGUUUUGCCAACUUCACGGUGAAAGCAAAGGCUUUAACCAAACAGGAGAUUCCUUCAGCGGAAAACAUUCACAAACUGAACAGGCUGGACGCCGUGCCAGUGCCCACCGUCCCCAUACCCGUCCGCCAUGAUUGUAAUUACGACAAUCUACCCACGUUGGUAUCGUUUGACAAUUACUUCGAAAUUAUGGGCGGGAUCAACUGUCCUAAGAAAAUAAAUUGUAAAAGUUCCGAUGGUGUUACAAGAAUUUUGUUAGUAAAGGGUAGAGAUGAUUUGCGACAGGACGCCGUAAUGCAACAAGUGUUCAACAUUGUCAACACAUUAUUGGGAAAGAAUGACGUCACUAGUCGAAAUAAUCUACUCAUUCGCACCUACAAGGUGGUACCCUUAUCAAAACGGUCAGGUGUUCUGGAGUGGUGCGUGGGCACCAUUCCGAUUGGCGGGUACUUGACCGGCGCUAUUGGAGCGCAUGCGCGGUAUCGGCCUCAGGACAUAACAUGUGAAGCUGCUCGUAAAACAUUAGCAAAUUGUCAUGAAACUGGUAAGUGCAACGAGGAGAAAUUGCGGGUUUUUAAGAAGAUACUGGAGUCCUUUAAACCUGUAUUCCACUACUUUUUCACGGAGCACUAUCUCGAUCCUGUGUCUUGGUAUGAACGACGACAAACUUACACUAAAAGUGUUGCUGCUUCUUCAAUGGUCGGAUAUGUGAUGGGUUUGGGAGACAGACAUGUGCAAAACAUACUAAUCGACAAGGAAACUGCUGAAGUGGUCCAUAUUGAUUUUGGAUUUGCAUUCGAUCAAGGCAAGAUUCUUCGCACACCGGAAACAGUGCCGUUCCGCUUGACGCAGGACAUUGUAGCCGGUUUUGGAUCUUGCGGAGUGGAAGGAGUAUUUAGGAGAUGUUGUGAGAAAACAAUGCAACUUCUCCGAGACAACCAAGAGACUUUGCUGACCAUUUUAGAGGUGCUGUUGUACGACCCGCUCUAUUCGCUAACAUCGUCGCGGCAGACUGCUCAAUCCGCUUUCAGGAGCACUGCAGUUGGUGGUGGUGGCGAGGGUCGCGAGCGGCACCACCUGGCGGCGCGGGCGCUGCUGUCCGUGAGCAGCAAGCUCGGCGGCACGGAGGGCGGCGCGGCGGGCGGCGUGGCCGUGCCCGGGCAGGUCGCGCGGCUCAUACACCAGGCCACGGACCAUAACAACCUGUGCCGCCUCUUCCCCGGCUGGCAGCCUUAUCUGUAAACUGCUGUGCACGUGUUGGUAGGCAGCCCUACCGUUAAACGUCUGACACGUCGAAUGGCUGCCCUUAUGCUGGUUCUAGACAUUUUUUUUUGUCCGUACCGUACCUCCGUGUCGUAUCUGCGUUGCGAUCGAUAACUCUGGACGCGUAAUAGUAUAUAUUAUACCUUUUUGCGAUGGAUCGGAACGAACCUAUCUCCGUAUCGAAACACCUUACCAUCGUUCCGUAUCGAACAUGCCUCCAAACUUUCGUUCUUUGAUAGCAGCCUAUGAUUCAUGUCCCGACGCGUUUGAACCGCACCACAUAUGUAGCAUGAAUAUUCAUAGAAUAUUACCAAGCGAACUCUAUAUCGUCUAUAUAACCAAAGGUAUAGGGUACUUUUGUAUUAUGUGCUCAUUAUCAGUAUAAAAAAUACCGUUCACAUAAUCGAAUAUUACCAUUUAUAUGUGCCACGAAUAACCAUAGAUUUAUUAUUGUGUUAUAUCUUAUCAUGUUACCAUUUUAACAUUUCAUUCCAAUUAUAAAGUUAAAACUUCGUUUGCAGCAUUAUUAGUUUUGUUUGAAAACUCUUUAUUGCUUUAAAAAAAGAAUAUAACAAAAUACAAAACUGUCGUUGGAUUUAGAAGAAUGUAUAUAAUGAUGGAUUUAUUCCAAUUAGGUUCCUCCAGUCAACCAAAAUAUUUAGCCAUUUUGAUAUUUCUAUGGUUGACUUUUGUUAUAUUUAUUUCUAAAAUAGAACAUUAAAUUUAAUACACAUAGUUGUAGUGAUUAGAAUAUUACCAUUUACCCUUUUUUUUCAAACUGAGACACAUAAACCCGAGGCAGAUCAAAAGCGAAGGUGUGCAUUUUAUAUCAUUGAAAUCAAACAAGGCCAACAAUUUUUGCGUGCGUGACUGCUUUUAAUUGAAUAUUAGUUUGGUACGCUAUUGUGCCAUAAAUAUGGUGUAUUCGGUGUUACAUCUACUAGGCUAAAAAUCGCUGGCUUUUACACCACGCAUCCGGUUUCAAUGCAGUUUUCAUUAUGAGAUGAAUCUUUUAACCGAAUAUCUGAGAUUUUUCCUCAGAAGUUAACGAAAAAUAAACCAACAAAAAGGUAGUUAAGUAGCUGGUUAUUGGAGUCUAGCAAAUGUAUUGGAAUAACGAAAAAUAAACCAACAAAAAGGUAAUUAAGUAGCUGGUUAUUGGAGUCUAGCAAAUGUAUUGGAAGAUAAAUGCAUGCUUUUAUGAAAUUUGUAUUCAGAGCAUUAGAAAAAGUCAAUAGAUUUUAUAACAAAAGCCAACGGAUUUAUGGGAGUGCCUCCGUAAUGUGGCCAAAUGUCGCCAAAAAUCUACACGGGACUUUUAUUGGAUAAUUUUUUUAACAUUUAUACUUACCUCAACAUUUCGUGCCAGUGAGGGAUGAUCCUUAGCUAGGUAUAAGGUUAGGUAUAAGAUUCGAUAUGAAAAUAUCUGAUAGUUAAAACAAAGAAAGUUGGGUUUAAAACUGAAUGUUGUAUUAAGUACACAACUAUAAUUAUUUUAUAAACUUAUUCAGAUAAUCGUAUAUUACUUAAGACUUAUCAUGUAUAAUUGGCAUAGAUUCGUGUUAUUUUUUUUUCUUAUAGAUACUAAUAAGUAUAAAUUAUAGUAGCUGUUCUCUUAAUCACACAAUUUGAUACGAUUUUCUCUAUCAGCGAGAACGUAAUGCGGAGGAUUAAUAAUAUCCCAGUGAGGCGGAGAGGGUUUUCUUUCGUAAUAUAAUAAAUUAGUUAAAAAUGAGCUUACAGGAAGUUUUCUUGAAAAAUAAGGUUUCGAACCUGUCAUUAAUAUACCAAGUUGAUAAAUACGUAGUUUCUAAAUUUUCUGACUAUUUAUUAACUAACGUCUUAUGGUGCUUUAUAUAAGGUAUCUUUAAACUUUAAUCUUCAACUAUAAAGUUGAUAAAAUGAAGCAUGAAAAAGAUUGGAAGCGGUAGCUUUAAGGUGGUUUUCAUUUAUCAAAUAUCUAUCUUCAAUGUAUUUUUGUUAAAAAAAUAUGUGUCAGUACUGUCGUGGUAGUAGGUACUAUGAAAAUUUUAGACUAAGAUUGAAGAUAAAGAACAGGUAUGGCCAUGGGCAUAUUGGACAGUAAAAUUUGAAUAAUAUAUUUUAUAAAUGGAAUACCACAUACGUUACUAACAUACAAGUACGUGAUGAGAAGGAAAAAUAUGUGAUAAAAAAGAACUGAAUGUGGAAUUGAUAGAAAUUUUGAAGUGCCAAUGCGAUUUAUAAAGAGCGAUUUGAAUUAAAAUAAGGAUGAUUGUAAGUAAUAUAAAAAAUACAGUAUAAGUAGUUGUUGCAUGUUUUAUCGAUUCCUGAGUAGAAGUGUGGUAAGUAAAAGCAAAACAGCCCUAAAUUAAACCCAAUUAUUUUUUUCUGUUGUAAUUGAAGUAUUUUUUGUUUAGUUUCUUAGUGUUAUAAACAGAACAAUUAUUUGAUAUAACAAUUGGUUAAUAUUCAUUAUUAGGGUAAAGAUAUUGAAACAUUAUACAAAAUUUGCCGUGUCAUUAUGUAAUAGUCUUAUUAUUAUAAAAACUGAUGUAGCAAAUGAUUGAUUCAAUACAUUUAUUUCAUUAGUGUGAUUUUUUAUUGUGAUUUAAUGUUGAUAGGUUUGUUUAUUUGAUGUUGAUUCAUUUGUGUAAGAUAAGUAUUAUUUGUUGAUUGUUCAAUCAUUGUUACAAUAUUAUUUGUUUCUUUUUUCGUCUAUUCGACGAGUUGCUUGCAAGAAGCUAUACCGCCUAUACUGAUAUCUGACAAAAAAGGCGUUUGAAAGUUUUUAUUUUUUUCUUCACUUUUAGUUCACUUUAAAGCGUGGUAAAAGUGCUAGUUUUGGUUUUCUAUGUAAGUACUAUUAUUAAUUUUAUUGUGUGACUCUGAGAUACUUCAUAUUUCAUUUUAUGAAGAAUAUACCUAAGACUAAUCCACUCAUUCCAGGAAGAUAUUAUAUGCAUUUUUAAGAUAUUAUUAUAUGCAUAUGGUUUAUUUUAUUAUCACGUCAAUAUUGACAAAAAAUUUUUUUUUGUUAAAUCGUUGGCGCUUCUAGCGGGAGAAAUUGGCAGCAAAUCGAGGGCCUGGACCCGGUUGUGCUCUUCCUGAGAAUACCCGGGGUCGGUUUUUAUGACGAUAUUGGGGCACAGAGCAUAUUCCGAAUGUUGUAACUUAUAAAGUGGGUAACAAAAUUUGUCACAUUAAUUAUUAUUAGACCUAACAUGCUUAUAUUAAAAAUGAAUGAUUUGUGUGAAAAAAUGAAACGAAAAAUUAAAUUGCUUGUUCUUUUUGUAAAUAAAUUUUGGUAUUUAGUUAUAAUAGAGUAUAGUGAUUUUUCUUCACUUUCAUUUUAUUGUAUCUAUCAGCGCAACUUAUGGCUACAUCAUCUAUAUUAUGUUCCGUUCUGUUAGAGAUAAGAAUGAA
Amyelois transitella is the source of this 13003-nucleotide messenger RNA. RefSeq names its product serine-protein kinase ATM (gene tefu). Gene Ontology annotation, biological process: DNA repair. Bases 1112 to 9577 code for a protein of 2821 amino acids. The record is from RefSeq and is a predicted model, not a curated record. Lineage: Eukaryota; Metazoa; Arthropoda; Insecta; Lepidoptera; Pyralidae. The transcript has 35 exons. Gene Ontology annotation, molecular function: protein serine/threonine kinase activity; protein binding.